AUGGCUAGUCGCAAUCGUACUGCCUACUUCUAUGAGCCUGGUCAAGGACCCCGCCCUUACAUGCCCUUCGUCUGUUCCAAUGACAGCGAUGUCGAGAUAACCUUACACUACGUCGAUCACGAUGAUAAGACCGUUGACAUGUUGGUUACAUGGUGCAAUGGCUCGCAGGAGAUGUUGUACAGUAAGUACGACGUCCAGACCGCGAAGCCCAACAUUGUCUACAAAUACUGGCGCAAGGUCAGUAGACGUAAUCACGCCACCGAACUUGACAAGCACCACGUCUUCAACAUUUUGGAUGAGAACAGAAAGUCAUAUCGCGUUCAAUGGACCGGGUUUGAUGAAGAUGGGGCAACCCGGGAGGUCAAGUCCAAGGUCAAACGAAUUUGUCCUCGAGCUGAACUUGACUAG
Fusarium graminearum PH-1 is the source of this 408-nucleotide messenger RNA. RefSeq lists its product as uncharacterized. Bases 1 to 408 code for a protein of 135 amino acids. The record is from RefSeq and is a predicted model, not a curated record. The transcript has 3 exons. NCBI's taxonomy places the organism in Eukaryota, Fungi, Ascomycota, Sordariomycetes, Hypocreales, Nectriaceae.